GCAGGGUGUAUCCAAUACAGGAUAAAAUUAGGCCAGGCAGGCCUUAUACUGCUGACGGAGCUGGGGUGGCCAAAAAAAGCCCGGAGUGCGGGCCAACGGUGGGAGCGCGAGGAAGAGAGGGGAGCAAGCAGGAUUGCCGCAGAAAUGGCCAACAAACUCGUGGAGCUUGUGUACUGGCGGAACGUGAAGAAGACUGCCGUGGUGUUCACGGGCCUGGUGGUCGGCCUGGCCAGCCUGUUUCAGCUCAGUGCCAUCACGGUGCUCUCCCACAUCUGCCUCGGGGUCAUGUGUGUCACCUUCACCCUUCGCCUGUACUACAAGCUGCUGGAGCUGCUGCGCUGGAACCCGGGCGUCCACCCCUUCCAGUCCUAUCUGGAUUAUGACAACUCUCUGACUGAUAAGGAGACGGUGGUGCUGGUGGAGGAGGUGGUGCUGCUCGUCGCGUUCGCCGUCACAGAGUUCAAACGCCUCCUCUUCAUUGACAGCAUGAUGGACUCGAUAAAGUUUGCUUUACUUCUGUAUCUACUGAGCUAUGUCGGCGUCCUAACUACCGGACUGACUCUGGUGAUUACUGCUGUGAUUGCCGUUUUCUCCCUUCCUCUGUUGUACAAGAAGCAGCAGGUGCGGAUAAGGAGGCUCGUACGAGCGGUCAGAGCUUUCGUAAGAAAGAUCAGGAACAUGUGCAAGAAUCUGUAUGAGUCUGUGAGACCCCCGCCGGCCCCCGCCCCGGCCCCAAAGCCUGCAGCUGUAGCCGCUCCUGCCCCGAAAGCGAAAGCCAAGUCAAAGUAACUGCGCUGGCUGUCGAGUGAAGGCGCCCAGGAAUGAGGGAUCUGGAAACUGUUGGAAUGGGGCAUCCUCUGCGGGGCCGCCGGAGGGGCAGCUCUUUUCCAUGUCUCCGCCGUGAUGCUUGUUUAUGGGAGCAAGAUUUAAUUGAUCCUGACAGCUGAAACAAAGCUGCCAUUCACUCAAAGAGAAGUUGGGGGGGGGGGGAAGACAUCAGAGGAGGGGAAUUUUAUUUACCGA
Salarias fasciatus (jewelled blenny) is the source of this 1023-nucleotide messenger RNA. RefSeq names its product reticulon 2b (gene rtn2b). Gene Ontology annotation, biological process: neuron differentiation; endoplasmic reticulum tubular network formation; brain development. The coding region runs from base 145 to 789 and encodes 214 amino acids. The record is from RefSeq and is a predicted model, not a curated record. Gene Ontology annotation, cellular component: neuron projection; postsynaptic density; endoplasmic reticulum membrane. The transcript is spliced from 7 exons. NCBI's taxonomy places the organism in Eukaryota, Metazoa, Chordata, Actinopteri, Blenniiformes, Blenniidae.